UCGACCUGUUAAUGAAUGCUGCCUCUUUUAUCUCACCAACCACCACCAUCUCUUUAGAUCUGAAAUGUUUUUUGAAAUGCAUGGGAGUUGAGUUUGGAAUGUUUGACCUGGGUAUGUUGAGCAGCAUCGCAACUCUGCGGCAGAUAGAAUUAGUGACCAUGGACGAUGCUGUCAAAAUGGAGCAAGGAUUUACUGCCUUCGAUGCGUGCAGUGGCAAAAAGUUUGACGACGAGUGCGUGACUGCCUACGAGACUUAUAAAUGCGGCCAAGAAAAGGCGCCGGAUUUGGUCACGAAAAUUGUCCAAAGAAAUUUCGAUAAUGGAUCAGUGUAUUCACCGCCGUCACCGUGCGUUCCACCACGCCGAACUUGUUGGCUUACGGAUUCGAUUCCCUGCAUUUUGAACCAAACUACGUAUAACACGCUCUUCGUGGAUCCGAAUCCUUCGGGCACAGGCAUGGCAAUAUUUAUUUGAAAUUACGUAUUUCCUUAACAAUCCCCGUGAUUUAAAGAUGGAAAUGGAUACGUGGGAUACUAUGGAAAUAAGACGUUGUAUUUUGGCAAUAUUAACAGUGGACAAGCUUUGAAUCCGGUGGACGCGUACAAACGCUGCUGUGCUCGUGGAAUGCAUCUCCUGGAACCUGAAUCAAUGGCCGAACUGACAGACCUUUUACGACCAUAUACGGAUGGAUUGUAUAAUAUGCGGGCGGUGAUCGGCGACACAAGGUCGAUCAACCAGACGCACGAGGUGUGGUGUCGCAGCGGACAGAUGGUUUCGCAAGACUUGUUCAUCCCCGGAGCUAACUGGUAUCCGUGCUGGCAGUCGGUGGUCAGCGUGGUGGUAAUCUCUCCACCGUGGAUUGUCCACGAGUACUUGGAAGGCGAGAACAUCUACAAGAGCUAUCUCAACGGCACUUAUAAUGUACAAAAAUUCCACUCCUUUAUUUGUGUCAAACCGUAGUUGAAAACAAAAAAUGCUUUGCUGUAAAAUUUUUUUGGUGUGGGUGCAACAAUUCUUUUCUUCUUUAUGCUAAUUAAGAAACUGCGACGUUGUACGGUGAUUCUUGGUUUG
Cloeon dipterum is the source of this 1070-nucleotide messenger RNA. RefSeq lists its product as uncharacterized. Gene Ontology annotation, molecular function: odorant binding. The transcript has 8 exons. The record is from RefSeq and is a predicted model, not a curated record. Lineage: Eukaryota; Metazoa; Arthropoda; Insecta; Ephemeroptera; Baetidae. Bases 12 to 473 code for a protein of 153 amino acids.